Molecule: messenger RNA, 2401 nt
Organism: Malania oleifera
Lineage: Eukaryota; Viridiplantae; Streptophyta; Magnoliopsida; Santalales; Ximeniaceae
Exons: 7
Coding region: 812-2203 (463 amino acids)
Cellular component (GO): membrane
Molecular function (GO): lipase activity
Source: RefSeq, a predicted model, not a curated record
CUUUUUUUUUUUUUUUUAGUGUGACAAUCUAAUUAAAUCUCCUCUCCCCUCAAUCUCCCUUCCCCACAGGCCCCUCCCCCCUCCUUCUCUCCUUAACGCCUUUCCCAACCCCUUUAUUUUAUUUUUUUCAUCUCUCCUAACGCCUUUCCCUAGCCCCCUCAAUUGAAAAACCCAGCCCCCUCAAUUCAAAAGUUGCGGCUGUUGCGUUUGUUAAAAUUCAAACCGACUUUUGGAAAGUCGGUUAGGUAUAUUUUCGUAAAUAUUAUGCAUUUUAUCUACUUUUGUGUUUUUUAUUAUUUUUUGGUUAAUAUUUUGGUAAAAAACUCAUCACGAUGUUUUCCAAAAAUGCCAAGUCGCCGCGCCACGUGAUCGUACCUUCAUCUGACGCCUGUCAUUUCUCAAACCGUCGCUUCCAGACCAUAGACGAAUGCAAUUACGUUACGGACCUCUCGUCUCCCAUGAAGCGCGCUCUCUCUCUCUCUCUCUGCAGUCUCUUCUAGAAAAGACGAUGCUUUGGUUGAUGAACUCAUGAACCUCUUCCUUGGAAUCUAUUAAAGCGAUCCAAUCCAGUCGAAUUUAAUUCGAUACGCUAAAACCAAAAGCAAUAAAUGACUGCAUAAAUAUAUGAUAAAUAAGCUAAGAAAUUAGUGCUUCGAUCGGCCCCUGCAAAUUUAGCUUUUCGUUUUCUGCAACUUUCAUCAGAGCCUAAAUUUAGCAUACCUUUCUUCAGGGAAACCGCUUUGCGUCGGUAGAGACGCAAAGUUUGAGGUUUCGUUUUUUCGUUUUUGAGGUUUCAUUUUUGGUCAAUUUUAUGAUCAGUACAAGGCAGAUUUUGCUCGCACGUGGUGCUCCGAUUGUUGGUCAAUUGAAGAGGCAGUACCAGUUUCAUGCUCAAGAGAAUAAGAGGAAGACGAAGAAGAAGAAUAGUUUGUUCUUCGAUAAGGGGUUUGGAUUGAGAUUGUUGGGGAAAUCGACGAUGGCCAUCGAACCGAUGGGGAAGGCGGAGGGCGCAACGGCGCCGUUGAUUCUCACCUCCGGCGCUAGCGGCCGCAUCAACGCGCUUCUAUCGCUGCGGGCGUUGAGGACUCUGGUUAUGAUGAUCAAUGCAUUCGUCUUGUUCCUGCUUGGGCCGUUCCGUGGAAGGAAGCGGUACAUUUCGACGAAGCCGUCAGCGAUGCCUUUGGAGAAGCCGAAGAAUGUAAAGCAGGAAAGUCACCGGCAGGGGGCGGUGGUGCGAGUCCCGGCAACGAUGAUUCCAUGGAGGAGGACAGCCGGGGCUGUGGUUGAUCAGGAUGUUGUGGCGAGGAGGGCGCUUGCAGUUCGAAGAGUAAUUCAGGACAAUGAUGAGAAGACGAUGAGGGAUUUCUCACUUUUGCUUACGGCGAGAGGGGAUACGAUGUUUACGCAAUCAUGGACUCCGGUCUUUACCAACAUCAGGGGAUUGGUUGUUCUCCUGCAUGGCCUAAAUGAACACAGUGGCAGAUACAGUGAUUUUGCCAAGAAGCUGAAUGCCAAUGGCUACAAGGUAUAUGGAAUGGAUUGGAUUGGGCAUGGUGGAACUGAUGGCCUGCAUGCAUAUGUCCAUUCUCUUGAUGAUGCUGUAACUGAUAUGAAAACAUUCCUUGAGAAGGUUGUGGCUGAAAACCCUGGGCUUCCUUGUUUUUGCUUUGGGCACUCGACAGGUGGGGCCAUUGUCCUCAAGGCUGUACUUGACCCAAAGGUGGAAGCAUGCAUUGCUGGUGUUAUACUUACUUCACCUGCUGUGGGAGUACAGCCAUCGCAUCCAAUUUUUGCAGUUAUUGCCCCUGUUAUCUCAUUUUUGUUGCCUAGGUACCAAAUUAGUGCUGCAAAUAAAAAGGGCGUUGCAGUUUCUCGUGACCCAGAGGCACUUGUGGCCAAGUAUUCGGACCCACUGGUGUACACUGGAGCCAUCAGGGUAAGGACUGGUUAUGAGAUUCUCCGAGUUGCAACCCACUUGCAGCAAAACCUUAGCAGAUUGAGAGUACCAUUUCUAGUUCUCCACGGCACUGCCGAUGCUAUAACUGACCCGGAAGCUUCUCAAAAAUUAUACACAGAGGCCUCCUCAAUUGACAAAACCCUUAAAUUGUUUGAAGGGCUAUUGCAUGAUCUCCUUAUUGAACCCGAAGGAGGAGAAAUUGCCAAGGAUAUAAUUGAAUGGUUGAAUUGUAGAUUAAACAUUUAGGUGCUUAAUAGGGGGGAGAGAGCUAUCGUGAGCAAAGUGGGGAGAAAGUCUAAUUUGGUGGCUAACCAUUUUUUGUUGGUUGCUGCUCCAUGCUGCCUCGUGAAGGGGAUGGGGAAAAGGUUCUGCAAUGAAUAAAAUCUGGCAUAUGUUGUAACCUAAUAUUGUUGGACUAAGAAGUGAAACAUUAUUUGGAACCCA